AAGAUUUCUUUUUCUUUUCUACUCAUCUCCGCCGACCAGAACUCCUGAUCUCUUCUCUCUUGAUUCUCCCUCUCGUGUAUUCCACCGUCGCCUCUGAAUCGCCCAAUGUCGCCGACCGUUCCUCUCCGGCCACAUGCAAGAGGUUACCAAUUGCCCCUCUUCUUGCGAACCCUAGGCAAAUCCACUCGCUAUGCCACCCGAUCGUCGGUCGCCUAUCCAAGCCGAAGCGCAACCUUGACACAACGAGCAACCCGACGCCCAUGUCCUGAUGCAUCAUCGAUCGUCGAAAUCAGCAGCAACCCUUUUUCCCCGAUUCAUUGCUGGCGCAUCACCUGUUACUUCUCUUCACUAUGCCCUAUUCUGAUUGGUGUUGUUUUGUUUUGUUAGAAUUCCGCCGAUCCUCUAUCUCAACCACCAUGGUGGUCCAUGGGUUGAGGCCGUGUGCUCCUGCCGACAACAACAGCCUUGAUCUCCCGACCUUUCAUUUCCUUGCCGUUUGAGAAGAUAGAUUUCGGCGAUCCCCUAAUGCCACCACUUUGCUGGAGUUGUUCGAGUUAUUGUAGCUCCUGUUGUGAGCCACCAACGACCACAUUGGAAUUGGCAUUGACCAACACUUUUCACCGGCGAUCCAGGACUCCAACCAUCUCUUUCAGCCAUGGGUCACCUCUGGUCGUAAGCCAUCAGCAGCUACUAUUGCAUUUGAGUUAUUCAGAACGGAAUAUACUUAUGAAUUCGCUGCUGAAGCAGCCAGCAGCAUGAACGGAGGCGACCACUACAAUGACAGCACCGCGGUAUCUUCCCAGCAUAUUCUCCUGCAAGGAAUCCCCAAGAUUCCCUCCGCGAUCCCCUCAAGCACCUCUCAGGAGCAUCUCGGCGGUCCGUCCUCCUCCAAACAACAUCGUGCCCCUUUGUCCUCGAUAGCGAAUCCCAAUGCAGAAUAUUCAAACGCUGUUCCCUCAUCCUUUCUCCUUUACCUCCCGUCGCCGACGCGCCGAGCCAUUUCUGAACAACUCCGCUCUCUUCCCUACCUCAUCAAACAUGGCGAUGGCUGAGCGGCCGGCCCAGGGGUGUCUCGGCGACUACAUCAGGGCGCUCGAGGAAGAGCGCAAUAAGAUCGAGGUGUUCCAGAGGGAGUUGCCUCUUUGUCUCCAACUGAUCACGCAAGCGAUCGAGACUGCGAGACUGCAGAUGGCGAAUAAUCGGCCGGUUCUGGAAGAGUCGCUUUCUCUCAGGCGGAGCCCCACGUCGACGGAGGAGGAGGAGGAGGAGGAGGAGGAGGAGGAGGAUGCCCCAUCGGAGACUAAGGCCGAUUGGUUCAUAUCGCUCCAGCUCCAAAAUCGAGAGUGGCCGAAGAAGCCAAUAGCGGUGAGCCUGAAGAAGACGGGCGGCGGCGCAUUCCGGCCAUUUGAGAGGGGAAAUCACAGAGCCACCACGACGGCGGUGACGGCGGCAAGCAGCUCCGCCACUGUUGUCGCUGAGGGCGAUGGUAAUGAUGACGAAGACGUUGUCGUAGUGGAUAAAGAUAUGGGGAAGAAGGAAGGCGAGGCUCAAUCUCAUCGGAAGGUGAGGCGGUGCUGGUCACCGGAGCUCCACCGCCACUUCCUCAUCGCCCUCAACCACCUCGGAGGUUCCCACGCGGCGACGCCAAAGCAAAUCAGAGAGAUGAUGAAGGUGGACGGUCUCACCAACGACGAGAUCAAGAGCCACUUGCAGAAAUAUAGGCUCCACCAUAGGCGACCGAGUCCGGCAUCUCAGAGCAGCAGUCAUGGCUAUCAGCAACCGCCACAACUUGUACUGAUCGGAGGAAUCUUGGUUCAGCCGCCGGAGUACGUGAUAGCCACUGGCGCCGUACCACAACCGGCUGCUAUCUAUACGCCCGUGCCGUCAAAUCUGCCUCCACUGGAUGCCGGCGUCAACGCAACCUCCCCAGCAACCUCGGCAACUACUGCAGAUUCCAUCUAACUCAUCGGCGAUUUAGAUUGCUGGGGUUUUUUAAUUAAAUUUUGCAGGGAGAGAAAAUGAUUUCUGUGAUUGGAGAUGAAAAGAAAAUUGAACAAUUAGUGAAACAAUCAAAGAUAAAUGGGGAAAAAAUUGUAUCAAGGGAACUUUUAUAAGUUCAAACUCCAAAGUGAUUCAACCAUUUCGAAA
Zingiber officinale is the source of this 2148-nucleotide messenger RNA. Its product is annotated as transcription factor NIGT1-like. The transcript has 6 exons. Lineage: Eukaryota; Viridiplantae; Streptophyta; Magnoliopsida; Zingiberales; Zingiberaceae. Gene Ontology annotation, molecular function: DNA-binding transcription factor activity; DNA binding. Gene Ontology annotation, biological process: regulation of DNA-templated transcription. Bases 931 to 1962 code for a protein of 343 amino acids. The record is from RefSeq and is a predicted model, not a curated record.